UAUAUAUUCCUACUAGUACAAUAUACCACGUAAAAUUAACACCGAUCGAAACAAAAAGGAAAAAAGAACCGUAACAAGAAAGAAUCAACAUGGCGAGUUUAUUAGAUAAAGCAAAAGAUUUCGUGGCUGAUAAACUCGCCGGGGUUCCUAAACCGGAGGGUUCGGUUACGGACGUCGACCUUAAAGACGUGAACCGUAACUCCGUCGAGUACUUAGCCAAAGUUUCAGUCACCAAUCCUUACAGUCACGCGAUUCCGAUCUGCGAGAUCAAUUUCACUAUCCACAGCGCUGGCCGGGAAAUUGGAAAGGGGAAGAUACCGGACCCUGGUUCACUGAAAGCAAAGGACAUGACGGUUCUUGAUGUUCCGAUGGUGGUGCCGUAUAGUAUACUGCUCAACUUGGCUCGAGACGUUGGUGCGGACUGGGACAUUGACUAUUUGCUCGAAAUAGGUCUCACCCUUGAUCUUCCUAUUGUUGGGGAUUUUACUAUCCCUAUUACCAGCAAGGGCGAAAUCAAACUCCCUACUUUUAAAGACUUCUUGUGAAUCAACUUUUGCGCAAUUAAAAAAAAAAUCAAAUAUCGUUUGUAAUGGUGAUAUAAUGUAACAACUGAUAACUGUGGUUUGCCUAUAAAAUCAAGUAUUGUUUCUUAUAUAUAA
Molecule: messenger RNA, 659 nt
Organism: Raphanus sativus (radish)
Lineage: Eukaryota; Viridiplantae; Streptophyta; Magnoliopsida; Brassicales; Brassicaceae
Product: probable desiccation-related protein LEA14
Exons: 2
Coding region: 90-545 (151 amino acids)
Biological process (GO): response to desiccation
Cellular component (GO): cytosol
Source: RefSeq, a predicted model, not a curated record